CUUUAAUCUGGACUUCUUACUGUGGCCAUGUAGAUUUGGACGAUAGGUAGUGAAUGAAAGCGAAAAACAGAUCUGUUGUUGCUCUUUUAAUUAUUAGUAGUAUUAUUCUUUUUUUACAUAAAAGUUUUUUUUAAGUAUCUUUAAAGUAAUUUAAUCUCGUUGAAGAGAUUCUGAAAGAUUCAAUUAUUGGAUUGAGGGUAGCAGAUUACCAGCCCGCAGUUUUAUCACACUGGGAAGGGAAGCUACUGGAGUCAACAAUCCAGCUUUUUCAUGUAUCGGGAACAUCGAUAAUCAGGUAAGAUAUUUCUCUGUACAGUAUGCGAAGGAAUGUAAAUGUACUUGUAUAUCAUAACCAAAACUGGAGGCAACCUACAAGGCCAAGGCCUAAAUGAAAGGAAAGCCAGUAAACUGUGAUGCAACUAAUUACACUGCUUUAAAAAAUAUUCAUAUAUUUGCAUGGCAUUUUUGGUGCCAGAUAUAGAAAAAAAGUCCAUUAUGUAUUUAAAUGUCAAUAUCAGUCUCCAAUAAAAAUAGAACAGAUCCAACCCCCUGUUAUGAAGACCACAGCACUAAAGCACAUUGAGUAUUUUUAAAGCGUCUUUUUAAAUAUAAUUUUAGAAUGGUUUUAAGUACAUUUUGAGGGACAAUUAGUGUAUGUGUGAAGGUAAUUCUAUUCUGAGUAAUUAAAUGUAUGGUAAAUGUAUGGUACUGUCUGGUAAUGAUUCUAAAAAAAUGGUUUGGGGUUUGAGUUUUGUUAAGCAGUCAUAUAUUUCACACCCUGAAAUAGAAUGUAAUUCAUGGAGAUGCUAGUAGGUGCCAUAAUUCUGUGGUCCUGUGAGAGUAGCUAAUAGGCCUGACAGCAAAGUACUAUAUUUGGUGCAAAAACAAACCAACAUGCAACUUCAAACAUCAGGAGACCUUAGUCAGGUUAGACACCAUAUUGAAUUUAACACGGAUAAAAACUAGGGAAUUGCAGUCUUCGCAAUUACGCACUGUAUAAAAGGUCCUAGAUCACGUAAUUCUCUCAGUUCUCUCAACUCAGAGAACUCUCUCAAUUUUUUAAAUGUGUUUUUGUCUCCAUAAAGAUGUUCAGUUGGCUGAACAAUGUUGUUAAACAAUACUACACUUCACUGAAUGCUCUGAAAUUCUGUUCCUCACACCCUCAUUUUCACUUCUGUCAUAAAUUAAAUAUGGCGCUACCCUGACUCUAAAGGGCAACUUUUUGAGCAAUGUUGUUUGGGCACUUUCCCAUUGAAAAUGGGCAACAAAUUCCUAUCUGGAUUGGUCGUGAGGCCCUAUGUCUCACCUGGUUGCCUGUUAAAGGCAACAUUGCUUAAAAAGUUGACCUGUGUAUCAUCACCUUAAAGUCUAUGUUGGCAGCAACAUCAUGCUCUAGGGCAGGGCUGGGCAACUUUGGUCCUGAAAGGCCACUGUCCUGCAGAGUUUAGCUCCAACCUGAAACAAGCCAAUCAAUGUCUUUAAGAUCACUAGAAAGCUACAGGUAGGAUUGUUUGAUUAGGGUUGGAGCUAAACUCUGCAAGACAGUGGCCUUCCAGGACCAAAGUUGCCCAGCCCUGCUCUAGGGGCACUUUUUGGCAAAAGGAGCGUGUGGAUAAUUGGUCAACUUGUUUGCCAAUCAAAACUGGUCAAAGCAAAUGUACGAAAGCACCAAAUCUUUGAGAACCCACAUGUGCUUCUUAUUUUCCCAGGUGUUCACCAUGCUCACCAGCUUUGUGGAUGGAAUAUUCUGUUGCUUUACAGGGAAGUCUACUAAUGUUGUGGUCCCUAUUGAGUCCUCCGAGCCCACCGAUGGUUUUGAAUUUGUUGAGGUGAAGCCAGGAAGGGUUCUGAGAGUUCGACAUAUUAUCCCAGAUAGGCCAGUGGUAGAGGAGCCAGGGACUGGGGAAGGGGGUACGGUGAGCUGCAAGCGCAAAAUCUCAGUGUACCGAAACGGACAACUUCUGAUUGAGAACGUCAACGAAGCCACCCAUCCAGAGCUGGUCCGCUAUCAGAAUGGAGACAGCACUGUGGAUACGGAUGUUUCCAACUGUGAGGCUCCUUCAGCAGUCCAGGCUGCUGAACCAACACCGGGUUCGGCGGCCGAAGGACAAGCUACGGAUACCGAACCUGCACCGCAGCAGGAUCUGCAGCAAGUGCAGCGCAGGCGGCGCAAACCCAAGCGCUCAAUUGUGAUUGACUGUGAGCGGAAGAUCACGUGCUGCAAAGGUACUCACCCUGACGUGGCCUUGUUUUUCAUACAUGGAGUUGGGGGGUCGUUGGAUAUCUGGGGAAGCCAACUGGACUAUUUCUCCCAACUUGGUUACGAGGUCAUCGCCCCAGACAUGGCCGGCCAUGGUGCGAGUUCAGCUCCUCAGAUUCCUGCUGCCUACACUUUUUAUGCUCUGGCUGAGGAUGUUAGAAUCAUCUUCAAGAGAUAUGCAAAGAGGCGAAAUAUUUUAGUAGGACACUCUUAUGGUGUCUCGUUUUGUACCUUCCUGGCUCAUGAGUAUCCGGAACAAGUUCAUAAAGUUGUGAUGAUUAACGGUGGAGGUCCUACAGCACUCGAGCCCAGUCUCUGCUCUGUCUUCAACUUGCCCACGUGUGUCCUUAAUUUCCUGUCCCCGUGCCUCACCUGGAGCUUUCUCAUGGCUGGAUUUGCCCAUCAGGGAACAAGAGAAAAGAAACUACUAAAAGAGAACAAUGCCUUCAACGUGUCUUCCUUUGUUCUGCGGUCCAUGAUGAGUGGACAGUACUGGCCAGAGGGCGAUGAGGUUUACCAUGCUGAAAUCACAGUGCCUGUUCUGCUGGUUCACGGCAUGUAUGACAAGUUUGUACCAGUACAAGAGGACCAGCGUAUGGCAGAGAUCCUCUUGCUGGGGUUCCUGAAGAUCAUUGAUGACGGAAGCCACAUGGUCAUGAUGGAGUGCCCGGAUGUAGUUAACACUCUCUUACACGAAUUCUUCCUGUGGCAGCCAGCAACCACCUCAAAACCCAAACAAGAAUCAGCCCCCACAAAGACCACCACCAAACCUCCAGAGGACACAGCGAGACCCAAAACCGCCCCUAAGUCACCAUCCAAAUCUCAGCCAGACUUGAUAAGACCAACAACUGCCCCAAAAAGCAUCAAUACUGGGACAGAGGCUCCAGUGGACAUCAGAUCUAAGGGCAUGAAAUAGCUGGUCUACCAAUAAACAAGUGAUGGGAUAUAUUUUAAGGUACCUUUUAAGGUAUUUUAAGGUAUUUUAAGGGAACUGUUUGAAUGUAGAGUGUCAUUGGGUAUUUACCAGUUGAUGUAUGACCACAGCAAACAGACUCAAGGAACAGGGACGUUCGUCCAUAAGCAUAGUGGGUUUUUACAGUAAGUCCUGGAGGGUCGGUGUCCUGCAGAGUUUAGCUUCAACUUGCCUCAACACCUUUUUUAACACCAGCCCAUUCAAGUGAAUGAUUUGAAUUCUUUGUCUGUUAUGAGAUAUAUGUGCUUAAAUGGGAUAAAAUGUGUUAUUGUAUUGUCAGCUCAAAAGUGAUAACCUCAAGAUUAAAUAUGCUAAAUUCUGUAAUUUAACAGUGCAAUACUGUUAUACUCUGGAGGCAUUUACUGUAAAUAGAUUGAUUUAUUUUAUGUAUUUGUUUCAGACUACAACUACGCUCUUAAAAAUAAAGGUGUUUCAUGAUGCUGUAGAAGAACCUUUUUUUGUCUAAAUGGUUCCAUAAAGAAUCCCUAACAUCUGGAGAACCUUUCUUUUUCACAAAAGCUUCUUCAGAUUAUAAAAAGGUGGUUCUUUAAAGAACCUUUGACUGAAUGGUUCUUUGUGGGUCUGUGAAGAACUUUUCAAAGCACCUUUAUUUUUAAGAGUGUAGCCUUUAUUUGAAUAUCAUCAAAUUAAGUCCAUUUCUGGGUUAUUCAGUGGUGGUGGACAGCAGAACAUUGUUCUGGUCACUUCUGACUGUUGUUUUGUUUUUGUUUUUUAACUUUCAUAUUAGUUUAGUCUUUUUAUGUUAAAAGUGCUCCAGCCCUGUUGUUGAAAUAGUGUUUAAAAAAAGAAUGAUUGUCUAAAAUAAAAAGGUAGAUCUGCUUCUGCCUCACAUUCUUAGAUAUCACCUAUUACACAGUUCACAUACUUUUAAAUAUGAAGCACAAAUGCUGUCUUAUGCCAUGAGAUAUGCUAUUUAUUGUAUUGACAGAGUUUCUGCAGGUUUUAUGAUAAUUUUAAAAAAAAAUUU
Molecule: messenger RNA, 4221 nt
Organism: Labeo rohita (rohu)
Lineage: Eukaryota; Metazoa; Chordata; Actinopteri; Cypriniformes; Cyprinidae
Gene: abhd8b
Product: abhydrolase domain containing 8b
Exons: 4
Coding region: 1656-3176 (506 amino acids)
Molecular function (GO): catalytic activity
Source: RefSeq, a predicted model, not a curated record